This is a messenger RNA of Pseudophryne corroboree (corroboree frog), 1095 nucleotides long. RefSeq names its product probable serine/threonine-protein kinase kinX. The coding region runs from base 76 to 1053 and encodes 325 amino acids. The record is from RefSeq and is a predicted model, not a curated record. The transcript is spliced from 6 exons. Lineage: Eukaryota; Metazoa; Chordata; Amphibia; Anura; Myobatrachidae.
UUGUGGACAGGAUCUCACACCAUGAUGGGAAGGACUUGAAUAGGUUGUGCCUGUACAUCAGGGAUUAGAAAUCGAAUGGCUUUAAUUAUAUUUGUUAUCGCCGUCAUCUUCCUGACUGCACAAAUCAAUGCCUCAACAGGAAAAAAUAUCUCCAACCCUGACUGGAACCGCUCCACUGAUGAAGCAAACAGCUCUGCAGUGUCUUACCGUACUCACGCGCUAGUGAAGCGCAGCUGGGACUCAGGUAGAGCAGUGAUACCAAAACGUACCAUUCUGGCGAAAGUCAUGGUUGCCGGAACCUGUUUCAUCUGCAUAGCGCUGGUGGCUGGAGUCUGCAUUUUCAUUCGUACCUACUUGAAACAUCAUAAAGAGUACCAGUACAUCCAACAAAAGGUGAUGUCUCACAUUCCGAAAAUUAAACCACGAUUUAAAGUCUUGAAGCUUAAGUCGAAAGCACUCCUUAAAGGCCGUAAACAAGAAGUUGUAAAAAUGGAGGAAGGAACGGACAUAAAUGAGGAAGUUGAAGAUGAGGAGCCUGAAGAUGAUGGAAAUGGGAAACAAUAUGAAUCAGAGGAGGAAGCAACAGAGGAGCCGGCAGGAAAUGAGGAGGAAGCAACAGAGGAGCCGGCAGGAGAUGAGGAAGAAUUUGAAGAAAAAUUUGAAACAAAAAAAGGCAUUUUAGACAAACCGAGGAUGGUGGAAGAAAAAACUAAGGCAAUGAUGGAUGAAAAUAAUGACUAUAAAGCAAAAGCAGACACUAAGCAAAGUAAGACAAGUGAAGAAAAGAAACUGAAAAAACCUGUGAAACUGGAAAAACCUGUGAAACUGGAAAAACCUGGGAAAGCUGAAGCAGGGAGCAAAGAGAAAAAGGUUUCAACAAAGUCUGCCAAAACAUCUGUGGCAAGUGCGAAGGAGAAAGUCAAAUCCAUCAAAGUGCCACCCAAAGUGCCACCUAAAGUGCCACCUAAAGUGCAGAAACUGCAGCAAAAAACCAUAAAGGUAAAAAAGGUUGAGAAAACAAAAUCAAAGAAGGGAAAAACUGGCAAAAAAUAGGACAUAACUUAUACAACACAUUAAAAGUGUAAGUUAUUAUAA